Molecule: messenger RNA, 1549 nt
Organism: Prorocentrum cordatum
Lineage: Eukaryota; Dinophyceae; Prorocentrales; Prorocentraceae
Source: the annotation of a GenBank genome assembly
GCGCCGGGAGCCGUACCGAGUGGGCUCGCCGGCGCGGCUGGUCCUGCCAAGUCCCGGGCGGCCGAUGGACGUGGCCAUCCUGGCCGUCGCAGCUCAGGGUGGUCCAGGUUCGCGUGAGCCAUUGGCCAGAGGCGAGGGAAGCGCUGGGCUGGCAGCGCCGCCGGUCUUCGGUGGCGAGCCAGCAGAGAGAUGGCGUUUCGCCGAGAUCCAGAUCGUGGAGCGCCGAAUCGUGCAGGUUGGCGUCGAGCGCCGCAACGAUGUGGAGCUCCAGCAGCAGGUCAGCACCUAUGUGGCCGGCAUCGUUGACCUCCAGCAGGGCAGGCACGAGGUGGAGACCGUGGGUAUGCGGUUGAAGGUCACUGAGGCGGAGCUCGAGACGGCGAGGGACGGCCUCAGGGUCGAGUACGACGAGGCCAAGCAGCAAGAGUUGCAGCAGUGCGUCGAGGAGCGCGACGCUGCGAUGGUGCGGUCCAGGGAUGUCCACAAUGCCGAGAUGCGGGUCUUGGAUGCCGAGGCCAAUCACGUCUUGGUUGCAGGUCGUGCUGAGAACGAGCUGCGGUCUGAAGUCGGAGCGAUCAAGAGGGCGCGAGACACGCUUCAGGCCGAGUGGACCGAGGCGACCGAGCAGGUCCAGAGCGCCGAGGCGAAGGUGCAGCAGAGAGGCAUCGCAAAGGACCAGGACUUCGAGCGUCUCAAGGCGGAGGCGAGCGACCUGAAGUUCCAGUUGCAGGAGGAGUCCGAGAUCGCGCAGUUGGCGCGGCGGCGGCUGACUACACGUGCCCAGUCGUCGGACGACCAGCUCCGCGGGGAGCUCAACGACGCGGCCAUGAAGUGCGAGAUGGUGGAGGCCGAGGCGUCCAGGCAGAUCGCGGCUGCGUGGGCUGAGUGCGACAUGAAGGUCGAAUCAGCUCAGCACGAGGAGCGGGAACACAAGCGAGGCGCAGAUUCAGCCAGGGUAAAUUUCUACGCAAGCCAGGCUUUGCACAACACCGAGAAGGAAUACUACGAGCACGAGGUCGACGAGUUGCGCGCCGAGUCCCGCGAGCAGAGGGAUGAGAAGGCGGCCUUGGCGAGGGCGGCCCAGGAGCUGAUGGAUAUCCAAGCUCCAGGACCGCAUGAGCAUGAGUACGCCGAAGGCCAUUGGGAGCAGCAGGACGACAUGGAUUUCGUCAGUCGGACUGGACCAGUCGAUCCAGGACCUGCGGUCCCACCAGGACUCUCGAGGCAGUCGGCGGCAACGCCGGGUGCAUCGUCCCAGGACGCUGGCAUCGCCGCAGCCAUGAUGGAGUUCAUGCGCCAGAUGGCCGACCAGCAGCGUGCUGGGGUCGAGUCGAAGCUGAAGCCAGCGAAGCCUUCGCUCACGGGCAAGGAUGCGAGCACCUUGAAAGUCGAGCUUGAGAAGUUCCGCACCAACCAGAACGAAGCGCGCCAGAACAGCAAGGCGAUCUGGUUCGAGGGCGCGAGGGCCAUCGCUGAGGGCACCGCGAAGAUCGAGCUCGAAGACAUGAUCGUUGCCGAGAUGGGUGGCGAGGAGGCUUUCCAGAAGCUG